Arachis duranensis is the source of this 1599-nucleotide messenger RNA. RefSeq lists its product as uncharacterized. Lineage: Eukaryota; Viridiplantae; Streptophyta; Magnoliopsida; Fabales; Fabaceae. The record is from RefSeq and is a predicted model, not a curated record.
UGUAAGGAGGCAUCACCACACCCACCAUCCAUGUCUAUACUAUACCCCACCUUCCUUCCCUCUCUCUCAUCUAUCUUUUCAGAUAAAAUCGCAGUUACCACUUACCACCACCUCCUUCCUUCCUUCCUUUCUUCCCUCCAUCCCCUCUCAGUUGCCGUUUUCCUAUUUCACAUGUGAAAAAACCCUAGUUCAAAUGAAUUAAAUGAUGUAUGUAGAGAGAGACACAGAUGUAUGCAUCCGUGGGCUCCUUAUUCCCCCUAAAACAAACUAAGCCAUUUAGCUUCUCUCCUUUUCUCUCUCUUGACCCAUACUCUCUCUCUCUCAUGAGUCAUGAGUGAUGAUAUUCUUGUAAAUAGUGAGUUAUAAGUAAGGAAAUCUGUGAAGGCAUCCUCACGUCUUUCCAUUUUCUGCAAUCCGUGUAAUGGAUUCGGGCAACAGUACCGCUGGGAGCAUGCAGUCCUCAAGUAGUGGUGCUCCUGCUGAUGAAGAUUCGUACGACUCACACUCACGCGCCCAACAACAACAACCCCAACCCCAUCAUCAUCAUAUUCUAAAUCAGUUAUCAACAACAACAACAACAACCACCCUUCACCACACCCACGCCCCUAUCUUUGAUCCUUUGUUAUCAUCAUCAUCAACAACUUCAACAACCUUCUUGGAUCCAUCAUCAUCUUCAAUUCAAAGAUCAAAUCCAACAAUAGUAAACAACCUCGACAUGCCGUGGUACAUCACACCGAGAUCCGGACUCGACCAACCGGAUCUUUCCACCGUCAUGCCGCAAUUCGCUGUUCCACCACCACCGCCGCCGCCGCCGCUACCACCGUUGCUGCAGCAACAACAACAACAAGAAGCGCGCAGCAACGCAAACAGUAACAGCACGGUGGUUCGGAACCCGAAGAAGAGGUCGAGGGCUUCACGGCGAGCACCAACGACGGUUUUAACAACGGACACCACGAAUUUCCGAGCUAUGGUUCAAGAAUUCACUGGUAUUCCGGCACAGCCUUUCACUUCUUCUUCUUCUUCUUCUCCUUUUCCAAGAACAAGGUUGGAUCUCUUUGUUGGUGGCGGUUCUUCUUCUUCUUCUGCUGCUGCUGGUCCUCCUUAUCUUCUUCGUCCAUUUGCGCAGAAAGUUCCUCUACCGUCGUCGUUUCCUCAAACCAAUUAUAAUUCUUCACCUUCUUCUUCCAUGGUGAUGAACAACAUAUUAUUUGUUCCUAAUUCUAACAAUCCAAUUAAUAACAGCUACCAACAACUUCCUUCUUCUUCUUCCCCCCUUGGGCUUUUGAAACAGCAUCAGCAUCUUAAUAAUGUGAACAUGAACAACAUGCAAAACAACAACAACAACAACAACCCUGCAUCGAUUCUGAGCUUUCAAUCGAUUCUUCAAGCACAACAAAUUAGAAUGGGUGUGUUGGAGGAACAACUAGGAUUCACUCGUGCGCAUGUUAGCACCACCAACAACAUCAGCAAUGGAGGAGUGUUAGAGAAGGGAAGAACCGAAGGUAUGGUGGAGUCAUGGAUCAAUUGUUCUUCUGAUUAAAUUAAAGAGCACUCAUGCAUCAUCAUCAUCAUCAAAAACAAAACAAGAAAAGGAUUAUC